AUUCUUCUUAUUCUCAAUUCUAAAUGACCCAUUCUAGGUUUCUUGAUAUUCUGUUAGCACUGAACCUGCAGGGUGCUGGCUAUAUGGCUGACAUUGCUGAUGCACUGGCUUUUAAGCUUCAGUCAAAGAUAUGCUACCAUAGGGAUGCCAAUAUUGACUACCUAGAAAUCAAAGGUAUGGUUGAUAAACUCACAGAAGAGAACAAGAAGUUCCGGGAUGAAAAAAUGGAAUAUCUGGAUAUGAUUAAUAUGGUCACAGAAGAAAAGGAGAAUUUGCAGCAUGAUUAUGAUGUAAUCAAGGAGCAGGUGGCAUCAAUGGAGGAGCAGCUUGAAACCGUGAAGAAGGAGCUUGCGGCGGCGAACCAUGAGCUUGUGGCGGCGAAAGAGCAACUUGUGGCAGAAAAACAUGAACAUGUGGCGGCGAAUGAGGAGCUUACGGCGGCCAAGGAGCAACUUGUGGUGGCGAAACAUGAAAGUUCUGCGGCAAAAAAUGAACAUGUGGUUGCGAAGGAGGAGCUUGUGAUGGCAAAAGAACAACUUGCUCGGAAGACCAAAGAGCUGGAGGUUUUAAGGAAGAAACUUCAGGAGAGUUAUUAUGAUGUAGUGAAGAAACAUUUGGCAAUGGAGGAGCAGCUUGAAUAUGUAAAGAAGCGCCUUGUGGCGGCCAAAGAGCAACUUGUGGCGGCGAAACAUGAAAAUAUUGCGGAAAAACACAAGAAUGCGGUGGCAAAGGAGAAGCUUGUGGUGGCCAAAGAGAAACUUGCUCAAAAGAAGCAAGAUCUGGAAGAUCUAAGGAAGAAGGUUAAGGAGAGUGAAGCCAUGCAGACUCUUCGUCAGCAACAGAGAGGAAAUGCUCCUGGUCCUGAGCCUGUACAUUUCAGAAGGGUAACAAGAUCAUCUUAUAAACGAGAAAUGCUGCUCCAAGGACCAUUGGCAAAUGCUGCUGACAGAAAUCGCCCAAAGAAACGUCAACACGGAGCAAUGCAUGCUGACAGUCUGACACGUGAAGGAUCUGACAGUAGCAAGGAAGGAAGUGACAGUAGCAACUAGAGUAGCAAGUAGGGAAGUUACUAUCUCAGCAAGCUCACUCCAUUUCAGGCACUUUUUGGAACCGCUGUGUAAAAAUAUGUUCACACUUUGAUUCGCACAUCUUACAAGAACUCUGAUGCAUGAGAAUAAUAUUACUUUGAUACUACAUUCAUUUAACUCUUCUUUAUCGAUUAACCGGUGGCCGCCUAGCUUAUCUAUCUGUAUGAUGCUUGAGAAUGAAGUAAAUUAGCUUUGUUUGUUUAUUUGCAAGUAGUGGUAUGCCGUUCUCAUGUUACAUUGCAGAUUCUGAUGCCUGAUGGGACCUGUUCUUUUGGUUGUCUAUAGACUGGUUUACUGCUAUAGCUUCAGACUCCAGUAGGCUCAGAUUGUACUGUUAGUGGCACG
This is a messenger RNA of Lolium perenne, 1433 nucleotides long. RefSeq lists its product as uncharacterized. Lineage: Eukaryota; Viridiplantae; Streptophyta; Magnoliopsida; Poales; Poaceae. The record is from RefSeq and is a predicted model, not a curated record.